Molecule: messenger RNA, 3554 nt
Organism: Drosophila suzukii
Lineage: Eukaryota; Metazoa; Arthropoda; Insecta; Diptera; Drosophilidae
Gene: Abd-B
Product: Abdominal B
Biological process (GO): regulation of transcription by RNA polymerase II
Cellular component (GO): nucleus
Molecular function (GO): RNA polymerase II cis-regulatory region sequence-specific DNA binding; DNA-binding transcription factor activity, RNA polymerase II-specific
Source: RefSeq, a predicted model, not a curated record
AACAAAGGGUGCUAAAAAUAUAAAAAAGGUCGGUGGGUCGAGGCGAUCGACCCCACUGCACCGUCUUAACCCAACGUCGCCGCUGUUCGAGUGCAACGCGUCCAAGAUAACCGUAAAUAUUCCACCCCUCCCCCAGACCCCAACCAUCCCGCUGGCGUGCGCUCUCUACGACCCCCACGAUGUCUCGGCAGUCGGGUCGCACGCCGCUGCCGGGGCGUGGUGGGGGCAUCACACACACACCCACACCCACGUACCCACCGCCCACCCGCAUCCGCACCCGCAUCCGCAUCCCCAGGCGCAUCCCACCCUGCCCGCCAUGCAGCAACACCACCUGCAACAGCAGCAGCAGCAGCAACAGCAGCAGCAGCAACAACAGCAGCAGCAGCAGGAGCAACAGCAUCUGCAGGAGCAGCAGCAACAUCUGCAGCAACUGCACCACCAUGCGCACCAACACCUGCCUCAGCCUCUGCACACCACCAGCCAUCACCACAGCGCGCAUCCACACCUGCAGCAGCAGCAACAGCAACAGCAGCAGCAGCAGCAACAUGCAGUCGUCGCCUCCUCGCCCUCCUCGGUGCUCCAGCAGCAGCAACAGCAGUCAACGCCCACCACACAUUCCACGCCCACGCAUGCGGUCAUGUACGAGGAUCCCCCGCCUGUGCCAAUUGUCGCCGUGCAGCAGCAACUCCUCCCCGCUCCGCAGCAGCAGCAGCAACUCCAGCAGCAACAGCAGCAGCAGCAACAGCUGGCGACAACACCGGUGGCCGGCGCCCUCAGUCCCGCCCAAACACCCACUGGACCCUCCGCCCAACAACAGCAGCAACAACAGCAGCAGCAGCAACAUCUCACAUCGCCCCACCACCAGCAACUGCCGCAGCAGCAACAGACCCCAAACAGUGUUGCCAGCGGCGCCUCCGCGAAUCUCCAGCAGAAUGCUACAGUUGCUCCUGGCCAGACACAGAUCGUUGCGCCCACCACGGCGAGUGUUUCUCCCUCCAGUGUUAGUUCUCAGAAGGAAGACAACAAUAUGUCCAUCCAAUUAGCGCCCCUGCACAUACCCGCCAUGCGGCCGGGAUUCGAGCCGGACACCUCGGCGGCGGUCAAGCGGCACCCGGCACACUGGACCUACAACGAUGACGCAUUCAACCAGUAUCCCGGCUACGCGAAAGGGCACUACGACCGCAACCACAUGUUCCCCUACCCCUAUCCAGACACCAGCCAGUUUCCGGUUUACUGGACCGGAGGCUACCGCGCCGAUCAGGGCAGCUCCGCCAGCACCGCGGCGGCAGUGGCCUAUAUGAACGAACAGGAUCGCCACGUGAGCGCCGCCGCCCGACAGUCCGUCGAGGGCACUUCGACGUCCAGCUACGAGCCGCCCACCUACUCCUCUCCAGGCGGACUGCGCGGCUAUCCCGGCGAGAACUACUCCAGCUCAGGAGCCUCCGGUGGAUUGUCGGUGGGUGCAGUGGGUCCUUGCACGCCCAAUCCCGGACUGCACGAGUGGACCGAGGUGUCCGUCCGGAAAAAGCGAAAGCCGUACUCCAAGUUCCAGACCCUGGAGCUGGAGAAGGAGUUCCUUUUCAAUGCAUACGUGUCCAAGCAGAAGCGCUGGGAGCUGGCCAGGAUACAGUUGACCGAGCGACAGGUCAAGAUAUGGUUCCAGAACCGGCGCAUGAAGAACAAGAAGAACUCGCAGCGCCAGGCCAAUCAGCAGAAAAACAACAACUCGAGCAGCAAUCACAACCACUCGCAGGCGACCCAGCAGCACCACAGCAGCCACCACCUGAACCUUAGCCUAAACAUGGGUCACCAUGCUGCCAAGAUGCACCAGUGACCCUUGGACAACAGCAGCGCGGGCGCCAUGGGCUUUGCCACCUACUAGCAGUUAGCCAAUCCGAGUGGGGUCACCAACCAGCCCAACUCGAAUCCCCAACCCAUGUCCGAUCCGAACCACCAUCAGCUAAUUAAGAACGAGCUGGCCAUGGACUUUCCAUGUUAGCCAGGCGACAGAGAUGCUCCAGCCAGGCCGAGUGAGGUCGGUUAAAUGUACAAAACUCCAGAGAUCUCUAGGAUGCGGUAAGGAUAAUAUAUAGCCUGAAACCAGGUCGAGGAGGAUCAGGAUGACAGCUGCCCAGGAGUGCGCAGGCGUCGCUGAUGUUGAUUAUGUGACCAAUCGACGUUGAUGGAAAUGCAGUUAGUUAUUAAGUCAGUUCUACGGAUCCCCAGGGAUCCCCUGAGGUCCCAAACCCAACACGAUAAUGCAGCUUAGUUUGGUAGUUGAAUAUAGAUACGAGUAAGAUGAAGAAGAAGCCGUAGCAGAUGCACUUGAAAUUUCGCAACUGUACGAAAAUAUAUGUAUGUACGUAUUUCUCUCAAACGCUCUCAUUUACCUAGGCGAGCACUAUGAAUUUUCCGAACUAUAAAUUAUGAAUAUGAAUAUACUUAAACGUCAGUGAAUAUAACCCCGCAUAAAUUAUGAAUACACGCGUUCGAGUAGUAGAUUUUACCAUAACUAUCCACUUAAGAGUUAGGCAGAGCAGAGCAGAGCAGCGCAGAGCACAUUGUAGACCCAGAUAAAUGUUCUUGAAACAAAAGAAAUUGUUUAACAAUUUUCGGACCCCUCACAGCCCCCCGCAAAAACACAAACACACACACACUCCGCAGUCUAGGAUAAAUUUUGUCGUGUAAUGUUUUUCGUCGUGUCGUGUCCUUUGAUACCUUCUAAGUUCCUGUAUAUAAACUAAGACAUCGCGCUGAUUUCCGGCCGAAGCAAGCACUCGAUAACUAAAUUAAUGCAGAUAUAUAUACUGCGUACACGCAGAGAUAUUCAAUACUUGUAUGAUAUGAACUCGAAUUCGAUUUUAGCAAAUGGUUAAUCGUAAGUCGCAAAUUUUCAAUGAGUGUGUGCAUGUUUACUCCAUAGUUGAAGUCGCUUUCGAAUUAAAUUAACUCUAAAACGAUGAAAAACAAAAAAAAAGGGGAAGAAAACUACUCGUAAAGCUAAAGCAACAAAAACUAAAGAGAAAUAAUUUAACUGAAGUAAGCGAGUGUGAAAAAAUGAGGUGGGGAUGUGUCGAGGAGGAGUAAUUAGCAUACCGUAACAGCUACUUAUAUAACUUACACAUAGUACAUAUAGUAAUCGUACAUAUGCAUACAUAUAUUUUCAUGUGUAUCGACGCCGCUUGAUCCUGAUAUUAAGUCUAAGUUUAGUUGUGUUGUGUAAUUAUCGAUUUUGUUAAUGUUUUGCCCCGAGCAUUAUAUUAUUAUGCUAAACCUAUACCUACACCUACACCUACACCUAUGCCUGUCAUUAUAUGUGUAUAAUUAGCCUAUACAUACUUGAUGAAGAAAUGAUUUCACCCACUGCUUUAUUCAUGUUCUUGUAUUAUUAUUAUUUCGAGCCCUCGAUAAGUUGUAGUCUAAAGUCGGUUAUGUUUAUGAUUAUGUUCGAUUAUAGUUUGUUUAGUGAAUUUUAAUCUAGCGUUAGCAAUUCUCUUUUUUAAAAAGUUAAUUAUUGUGAAUAAAAUACAACAAGUUGCAGAUGUGCAAGAAUA